CUGCGCGUCACGCAACGCACACAGCGGAAGACCCCUCUCGCCCCUGUGCCGUCAUCGGGGUCUUCGGUGAAACAACGGACGCCAAGUAGGCACUUGUAAUCAUCGCAGUCUAGUAUUUUUCGUGCUGCACGAUAAAGAUGAUAAAGAACAGAUGGCGGUAAAAACAAUACACAGGAAGAGUAACGGGAAAACGUAAAAGACUCGUUGUCAGAGUCAGUUGUAGGGUGGUAAAUUGAGCAGGAGAAGACAGAGAUAUAAAGGAGGGAGAAUGAGAAAGACACUGACGAACAAAUGGCAAAUAGGGAAAUGUACGAACUGCAAGGACAUAACCUUUGUCUCCGGACGCGUUUUGUAAAAUGUCACAAAUCUUUUACGAAUAAUGGCUGCAAAUGUCUGUUUCUCGUCUAAAAAGAAAUAAUGCUUGAUUUCUAGAGAGUUUUCUGAAUUCUGAAUUGAAAAAGUCGAUCUUGCAGAAUCGAAUACGAUGGUUUUCGUUUGAAAAAUAAACGACUGAAAAUACAAAGUAAGAUGAAAUAAUUAUGUUGCCUUCGACUGGUUACUUUAAAGCUAUCAACUGUCCGUUCUACGAAAGCGGAUCUUGCGAUAGACCUUACUGUCAUUUCAAGCACUCGAAACGAGAAGAUGCCGUGGUUACGACGGAGACAGCGGAGACGCUGGAAAGUCAUUCGAGUCAAGUUCAAGAAGCAAAAGCUGCACCGGUACGAUCCGAUUCGGACAUGUUACAACAACUGGUGACCGAAGCUGUCAAGAAAGUUCUUGCUAAUCAAGAAGUAACGAGUACGGAUAAAUUUUCAUGUCAGAAUGUUGUUUCUCGUGUAGUCGAAGGGCUAAAACCUUCCUUGAAUUCUGGAACUUCUGGUAAAUUAGAAAUUGUUACAGCAAGUGCAGCGGAGGAAGGAACGGAUGUAUCAAUGUCGAUUAAUAAGUCUAUUCCAUGCGUUUACAAUCCUACGCCAAUCGCAGAAUUGAAAAAACGUCAUAUACCGAUAAUAUCUUACAUGCCAACCAGGGAAAGCAGAGUUGCCGUGAAACGUAAAUGUUCCCCUGAAGGAGUUAAGCCGUGGCUGGGUUCAGAACUAACGGAUUCUCAAGCUGCCGAAGCCAAGUACAAACCGACUACGAUAGUGAACACGAGUACUCGGGACACUACUCAAAGUUACAUACCUACGUGUAAGGCUGAUCCAGUUUUGUUGAAUUCAAUGGAAGAUGGAAAUUCCAGCGACUACGCGCUUAAACUCGGAGAAGCAUAUUACCCGAAAAGUAAGAAGAGAAGGGAAGAGUAUGUUCCAAAGAAAAUCAAGGCACCUCUGAAAAGUAUAGAGGGUCUAAAGGACUCUGCGGUAUACGAUUUUACAGGAGGAUUUAAUACAGCGAAUCAAGUAUCUGCGAAUGCAAGUCCUUCUUCUAAUUUUCAAAGAAACGAUGAAUCCGAAAAGUUCUACUCCGAUUUAGAGCCAAAGUUCUCAGAUGACGAAGAAGAUGUUAAUAACAGUCGGGACGAUGUUGGGCAUUCAGAUUGCGAUUCGAGUAAAGUUAACGGCGAAGGUGUCGAUGACACGAUUACAGAACAAGGUGAAAUAUACGAUGACGCUAACAGCGGUUAUUUAAAUGACGAGCAAAGUACGCGUACGUGUUCCACAAAAAUAAGCGUGAACGUUGACUACAUUAAUAAUGAAAAUUGUGAUGGGAAAGAUUCGAAGGAUAGCAAUAUUUUGACGCAAGAAGUUUCGAUUGGUAAAGAGUCGUUGAAAAGUGUGACGUGCGUAAAGGGACAAGGUUCGGAAACAGAUGCGAGUAAAGGGGCCGAGAAAACUGUAAGAUACAAGUGUAAAAGGUCGAACAAAAGUAAGGAUCCAAAGAGUUACGAUAAUUCUCGUAAGCACAGUACAAGGUACAAGGAGGGGCAUAUUUCCGUUGAGAAAUCGCAUUCCGCUUAUCGCGGUACGAGCAAGGAUGAAAGUCAUCGUAGAGGCGAGAGUAAGGAUUUGAAAAGCAAGGAUCGCGAGAGAAACAAGUAUAGAGAGAAGAACGAAGAAAAACAUCGAUGCAAGGAAAGAAACAGAGACAGAAGCGAAAAUAGACGCAAGAGCAAAAGCGGUAGGAGAGAUUCUCGUGACUCGGGAAAGCAUCGAGGUGCUCGUGACUCUUCCGAGUCUUCGAAGAAAGAGGAACACGUUAAGAAACGACGCGGUGGAAGUAAGCGUUCAAGUUUUAGUGGUAAAUCCGACGACGAUGAGAAAACGUUCGGACAAUCGUCUAUUCGUAGAGAAGAGAACAACGAAGAGAGGAAUUCGGUGGAGAGGCUUGCGAGUCCCUCGGAAAGUAUUCGAUCGAAGCUAGACGGCACUGCUGACGAGGAAACCGAUGAGCGUCGUAACAGUAUCGUUGGUAACGAUAUAGAGGACGUAAUUAUAAGUGGAUCCGACUCGGAUCACGACGUGCAAGAGGAGUGCUUAAAAAUAUUUCAAGAAUAUCAAGUGUCGGAACGAUCGAAGGUAACGGUAUCGUCGAGAGAAUCGUCGAGAGAAUCCUCGUCGAAGCAGGAAAAAGAGCAAAACGAAGAAUUAGGGAGGAGAAGGGUAGCUCACCCUUCAGCGGCCACGUGUGUUACCAGACAGACUGUUGAUAAUCAGCUGCCCAAAAAGCUGGUAAAUCCGCAACAAAAAAUGUACGAAAGGUGGCGAUUGAUGAGAGACGUUGUAGCAGAAAAGGCGGUUCCCGUGGCUAGCAAUGUUUCUGUUUCCAAAGAUGUACAACGGCGAAAUCACGUUGAAGCAGCAGGUGCGGCAUCUCGUGUCAGAAUCGCGCAUGUGCCGUAUGCGAAAUCUUUAGCGAUUGAGAAGAAAAAGAUGACGGAGAACGCGGAGAAAUCAACGACUAUCAAAGUAGCAAACAAUUCGAAGACAACUGCGCAAACUGCGAAAAGUGGAGUACGCGUCGCUCAUGUUCCUCAAGCGGUUCCUCAGCUAAUCCGACCUGAACCGUUGCAAGUGACCACGCAGAAGUUUCCCUUAAAUGUUCGCCAGUAUUACGUGAACAUAAUGCACGACGUGUGCGUACAGAUCUACACGAAUGCCGAAGAUGCCGCGCAACGCGCGAUUAAAGAAGAAUACGCUUGCCACGAGAGAUGCAAAGCGUUGGCCGUCUAUAAAAGCUCUUGUAUGCUCGCUGCGCAUAGAUUAAGAAAAGAAAUUGAUCAGAGUUUAUCGACGGAAAAUAAUACGAGCGCGACGACAGCAGGUAGCAGCGUGGUGUCUCACGAGGCGGUGCUGGCUGGUAAAGCGAAAGGUUCUUGGAGCGUUUUGAAAACGAAGCGAUCCGUUACCGAGUUCCGAGGAACGAAGCUCUAUAACAUGUUGAAGAAAUGGAUAUUGAGCGAAGAACAGCUCCGAGACAAUGGAUUUCCUCGGCCACAUCCGGACGGACAAAAAGGCCGUGCAAAAAUCUACGUAACAAAUUCACGGAAUCAGAAUGCCCUGUCCAAAGUGCCUAACGAAAGAAUUUGUAGCCGAUGCGGUCAAGCAUAUACGAUAGACAAACAAGGAUUCCCUUUGCGACCGCAGAACUGUAUAUACCAUUGGGGUAGAAAAUUCACGGUGAGGGGCGAGGGCAAGUACAGUUGUUGUCAGCAAUACGGCUCUGCUACCGGUUGUUGCGACGCAAAGACGCACGUUUGGGAGUAUACCGACUAUGAAAACCUUCGUGGAUACGUGAAAACUUUGCCGAAAGACAUAUCUAUCGAAGAACAAGGAAUUUACGCCCUUGAUUGUGAAAUGAGUUAUACGACGCAAGGUUUAGAAUUGACCAGAGUAACGGUCAUAGACGAGGAUUGCAGUGUAGUAUACGAGACAUUGGUUAAACCGCAGAAUCCUAUAAUUGAUUAUAACACAAGGUUUUCUGGGAUUACGGAGGAAAGCAUGAAGGACGUGACGACAACGUUGCUAGACGUUCAAGCGACCUUGCUCACCAUGUUUUCGGAGAAAACAAUAUUGGUGGGUCACAGCCUAGAGAGCGAUUUCAAAGCUUUACGACUGCUGCACGACACAGUGGUCGACACGAGUGUAAUGUUUCCGCACAAGAACGGUUAUCCGCAAAAGAGAGCUCUGAAGAAUCUUUGUUCCGAGUAUCUAAGGAAAAUUAUUCAAAACGACGUCGGUGGACACGACAGCAAAGAAGAUGCUGUCUCUUGUAUGGAAUUGAUUCUGUGGAAAGCGAAGGAAAUAGCAAAAUUGCAGUGAAGAAAUCUCCGAGUAAUUACAGUCAGACUGAUUCGUUGUGUACAGCUUAGAUUGUUACGUUUCGCGAAACCUUGGCAGCCAGGUUCAGUCCUUCGUUAUUGAGCCAGCCAGCCCAUUUCAAACCUACCGAUAUAUCGUAUGUAUUGUAUGAUAAUUUUUCAUGUAUAAAUACCCGAUACACGUGUAUCGAAUUAACGUGUACUCAGCUGUCAUUGAGUCGCCGUUCCAUUUCAAGUCGAACCGAGUUAUAUUUCGAUCGCCGACUUUCGUUUACCAGCUCUGUAACCACCGACGAGAAUUCUAGUGGCGUCGAGAUUCGUACCAUGAACGUACGGCGUAACGUUUCUAUUUAUAAUACUCGAUACCGUUGAACAUCGUGGUUGAUACCGAUACGUACGCGCCGGCCAGUGCGUACGUAUACUUGUCUCGGUUAGCAUCGAUCGCGAUAUUGGUGUCGAUGAAAGUUAGUUUUGCUGAUGCGUCGCGUCGGUCAGUACCUUUCUCAGUGAUUUCAUUCGAACCGAUUGCACUCACAGUCCUACGGUAAUAGAAAUAGUUUGUUUAUUAGCGAGUAAUUCGUAUCGGUCGCGCGCAAUUCGUACUUUUAUAAGAUUUCGUUAUCGUCUGCGCCUUAGAUUCUUGGGUCGUUCGGGUAUAAGCAGAACGAUGUAGGGGUACCAACGUUGCGUGUGUUUACUUUGAGUGUCUCAAAAAUUGUACCGAGUGUACAUUUAUUUUUGGAGAUUAAACGUCUCUCAAUAAACGAAUAUAA
Nomia melanderi (Alkali bee) is the source of this 5031-nucleotide messenger RNA. RefSeq lists its product as uncharacterized. The record is from RefSeq and is a predicted model, not a curated record. Gene Ontology annotation, molecular function: exonuclease activity; nucleic acid binding; metal ion binding. Lineage: Eukaryota; Metazoa; Arthropoda; Insecta; Hymenoptera; Halictidae. Gene Ontology annotation, cellular component: nucleus.